GCCCCCCCCUAAAAAAAAAAAAAAAAAGGGUGCGGGGAGGAGCCGUCAAGACGGUUACGAAGAAAUUAAAUAGCAUUCAUUGACAACCAAACGUCUCGAGUGUGGACUUUAAAGUUGUUCCUGUUGAUUGGAGGACCACAAACUAACCAAACAGGAAGAAGGAACAGGAAGUUCAGGAAGCGGUAGCCGGAAGUGCACAGAAGCCACAACCAAUCAUCAUGUCCGGUCAGUUCCCAAGUUACACCCAGCAGGGGCCUUACCUGACCCAUCACGGGGGCCAAUCAGUGGCCCCUUAUCCCGCGUUUCAGGGCGGCUACGGGGACCCCGGUCAAGCCCCAGCUCUAGGCUUCAACGUGGACUACAACCAAGGUCCACCUCCUGUCAUGUUUCAACCGGGACUGAUGGGGGAGGCCCCCCCUUACGGCGGGUCGCCCAGGGCGGCGGCCCCCGCUGCGGCCCCGUCUGCAGUGGUUCCCAUCGGGGUCCCGCCAGGACUUGAAUACCUCACUCAGAUUGACCAGAUUCUGAUUCACCAGAAAGUGGAGCUUCUCGAAGCGUUCAUCGGCUUCGAGACCAACAACCAGUACGAGAUCAAGAACAGUCUGGGCCAGAAGAUCUACAAGGCCAAGGAGAAGAACGACUGCUGCACCAGGAACUGCUGCGGCUCGCUGCGCAGCUUCGACAUGAAGAUUAAGGACAACACCGACCGCGAGGUCAUUCGCCUCAUCAGGCCCUUACGCUGUGUGUCCUGCUGGUGUCCGUGCUGCCUGCAGGAGAUGGAGGUCCAGGCGCCACCAGGCACGACGGUGGGCUUCGUCAAACAGGACUGGCACCCUUUCGUGCCCCGCUUCUCCAUCCAGGGGCCCAACAAAGAGACCCUGAUGAAGCUGGAGGGGCCCUGCUUCGCCUGCAACUGCUGCGGCGACGUCAACUUUGAGCUGAGAGGCAAAGACGGCGGCGAGCCAAUCGGCCGCAUCAGCAAGCAGUGGAGCGGCCUCUUGAAGGAAGUCUUCACCGACACGGACAACUUCGGCAUCCAGUUCCCUCUGGACAUGGACGUGAAAAUGAAAGCCGUCCUCCUGGGCACCUGCUUCCUCAUCGAUUUCAUGUUCUUCGAGAAGGUGGGCGAGGCCAACCAGCGCAGCACGGUCUUCUCUUAAGACAGGAAAUGAAUAGUCAAGCAGAGAAUUUCUUUUGGAUUUUCCGUCCGCCAACCACUUACCACUCCAGUAGGAAGUUUUUCUUUACAUGUUGGUUCAAAUAUUACUGCAUUAUUUGUUAUUUAGUCCACAUGUCAAACAAGCAGGGUUUCCCAAAUGCAACGUGUGCCAGACAUUAAUAAAGGCUACACAUAAAACACAUUCAUUUGGGAUAUUAGAGUAAGAAAGUCUUUUUUUUUUUUUUUUUUCCCCGGAAAUAUCAAAUUCUAUUCAUAAGAGAAAAAGUAGUCAUGAGAAAAAAGGUGAUAUCCCCCCCCCCCCCGACCAAAUGUCCUUUUUUUUUUUUUUUUUUUUUCCCCCCCCCAAGAAAAAGUCAAAAUGUUACAAGAAUUAAGCUAGAUUUUUUUCCCCAGGAAUAUCCAAGCCUAAUCAUAAAAGAACCAAGGAGGGAAAAAAUAUAUAUAUUUGACCCCAAAAGUCAUAAUUUGGCGAGAGGCAUAUUCUUUCAAGAUAAAAGUCGUGGUCACACUAUCUUUCGAGAGAGAUUUGUAUUUCUUAAGAGAAUAAUGUCUGAAUUUUAGCAGAAGUUGCAAUCUGACAAGAAGCUCUUUUUCCUCAUUCAGAGUUCAACUUUUUUUUUCCUUUUGUAAAAAAAAUGUUUUUCCCCCCGUAAAAAAAAUUGCAACUUUACUCUACCUCGAAAAACAAUUCCCCCCCCCAAAAAAUAUUAUUUCUUCAUUUUGGGAAGCCCUGCAUUACACGACAGACUCCAUAUGCUGAAUUUGAUUCCAACAGGUGACAUUCUUAUCGAAUGUCAUAUAGUAUUGGCUGUAUGGAGCGAGUCUGUCCAAAUGUGUACAUAAUUGUAAAAAGUGUAUUUACCAUUGGAUUUGGUUCCACUUAACUAGUGCCAGUCAUCCAACAAACCCAAUCCCGCAUUUCUGCCUUCCACUCAAGUGCCUGAUUGUUUUACCACAUGACCUAAAGCAUGUUUAUGCUACCUCUGCUCCAACCCAGUCCCUUUUCUACAUCCCGUUUCAACACACAUUUUUAAUCCAUAUGAAUAUAUUAGAUACAAUUUAAACACUGUGUACUACAACACUGUCAUAUAUAUAUAUAUAUUAAAGCUUUUGCUGCUA
Messenger RNA from Phyllopteryx taeniolatus (common seadragon), 2299 nucleotides. RefSeq names its product phospholipid scramblase 2-like. Lineage: Eukaryota; Metazoa; Chordata; Actinopteri; Syngnathiformes; Syngnathidae. The transcript has 8 exons. Gene Ontology annotation, biological process: plasma membrane phospholipid scrambling. Gene Ontology annotation, molecular function: phospholipid scramblase activity. The coding region runs from base 219 to 1160 and encodes 313 amino acids. The record is from RefSeq and is a predicted model, not a curated record. Gene Ontology annotation, cellular component: plasma membrane.